This is a messenger RNA of Amoebophrya sp. A25, 297 nucleotides long. The record is from the annotation of a GenBank genome assembly. Lineage: Eukaryota; Dinophyceae; Syndiniales; Amoebophryaceae.
GCAAGACCAUAAUAGAUGCGAUUGUAGAGUACAUGUGUAAGGAAUACUCUCUCGUAGAUGCGGACUUCAACACUGCUGACCGUGCUUUGGGCUGGCGCGCCCCUCUCCGGGAACUCGUAAAGAUCAUGCUGGAAAGUCAACGUAAAUCAGAUCAUUCCAACGUCGAAACAGCAGGAGCAUCAAAGCCCGAAGCUGGAGGAGCAGGCGGCUCUCGCCUGCGGGGGAAGCAUGCAGCGGGUUCUUCGUCGUCUACUUCGAAGCAAGAAAGUAUUAACGUCGUAGAAACCUCAUCUAGAA